This is a messenger RNA of Dicentrarchus labrax (European seabass), 6664 nucleotides long. RefSeq names its product hemicentin-1-like. Gene Ontology annotation, biological process: cell-cell adhesion; axon guidance. Gene Ontology annotation, molecular function: protein binding. Gene Ontology annotation, cellular component: axon; plasma membrane. NCBI's taxonomy places the organism in Eukaryota, Metazoa, Chordata, Actinopteri, Moronidae. The record is from RefSeq and is a predicted model, not a curated record.
AAAACACUGAGGAGACAUGGAAGCUGUGAUUGGACUGUUGCUGAUGCUACUCGGAGUCUCUCAUGCACUCCCAGAGUUCACUAAAGUUCCUGUCAACCAGAUUGGCGUCUCAGGAGGCGUGAUCUCAUUUGUGUGCCAGGCGACGGGGAACCCCAAGCCGAGGGUUAGCUGGAUGAAGAAAGGAAAGAAGACACAGAACCAGCGUGUUGAGGUCAUUGAGUUUGAUGAAGGUGCCACCUCCGUACUCAGAAUCCAGCCUCUCCGAGCGCCACGUGAUGAGAGCAUCUAUGAAUGCGUUGCUGAGAACAAUGAAGGCAAUGUCUCUGUCAGUGCUAAUCUGUCAAUCAUCCGAGAGGACCUACUCCCACCAGGCUUCCCUACCAUUGACAUGGGCCCUCAACUCAAAGUGGUGGAGCACAAUCGAACAGCCACUAUGCUCUGUGCUGCCAGUGGCAACCCUGACCCAGAAAUCACCUGGUACAAAGACUUCCUGCCCAUUGACCCCAGUGCAAGUAAUGGGCGGAUAAAACAGCUACCUUCCGUGAGAAGAGUCCCACCCAGAUUCUCCAUUCCACCCACCAACCAAGAGGUGAUGCUAGGCGGCAGUGUCAACCUGACAUGUGUAGCAGUAGGCUCGCCAAUGCCCUUCGUAAAGUGGAUGAUGGGCUCGGAGGAUCUGACCAAGGAAGAUGAGAUGCCAAUAGGACGUAACGUGCUGGAGGUCACCAACGUCCUUAAGUCAGCAGACUACAGCUGUGUGGCCAUGUCCUCUCUGGGCUUAAUAGAAGCCACAGUUCAGAUCACUGUCAAAGCCUUGCCAAAGCCCCCCAACCUCCCUAUUGUGACUGAGACCACAGCCACCAGUGUGACUCUCACCUGGGACUCUGGGAACCUUGAACCUGUCUCCUACUACGUAAUCCAGUACAGAGCCAAGUCCUCAAACAAUGACUUCCAGGAGGUGGAUGGUGUGGCAACAACCCAUUACAGUGUUGGUGGACUAAGGCCCAACUCUGAGUAUGAGUUCCGUGUCUUGGCUGCCAAAACCUUUGGCCGUGGACUUCCCAGCAAUCCUGUGGAGGUGCACACCAGUGAACAGGCCCCCUCCUCGCCACCUCUGCACAUCCAAGCACGCAUGCCGAAUGCCAGCACAAUGCUGGUCCAGUGGGAACCACCAGAGGAACCCAAUGGUCGAAUCAGGGGUUACCGGGUCUACUACAGCUCGGAUCUGACGACUCCACUCAGCGCCUGGCAGAUACAGAUUACAGAGGACAGUAUGACUACCAUCUCAAGCCUGAUUCCUGACAUCACCUACGGCCUCAGGGUGCAGGGCUUCACCUCUGUAGGUGACGGGCCACUUUCCGAUAUGGUGCAAGUCAAAACCCAGCAGGGAGCUCCUGUGUCCUCUGUCCUGCUGGUCUCUGAGUGUCUGUCCCAGGGUGAGACGAGGGUGUCCUGUUCCUCUGAGGGAGGAGACAGUCCUCAGUACAGCUGGACUCUGGAUGGACACACACUGACAGACACUCAGCUCCUCUCUGGAAACAAUGAGACUAACAACAUCACUCUGAAACCAGACGUCUCAGGACAACUGGUCUGCUCAGUCAGGAAUCACAUCAGUAGUGUCUCAAAAGAAGCGAGGAAAUGCCUUUUCAUCAACUGCACCUUAACUAAUGGGACAAACAUAUCAGAGUGGGUGCUUGAAGCCAGUGACAUACAGUGCAAUCAGCCAACCACGAGUAAAGACACUACUGUGGGUGUGGAAACCUACUGUGAUGGCAGAAAGAAUAAUGGAGCUCAGUGUUAUGGAGCUUUUGGAGGAACUGUGGUCCUCCAGCUGAUGGACAGUGCCUCAGAAAUAUUUAGAUACGAAUGGUUAAAGAACAAAACACUAAUACUCAGAGGGGGUAAGAACAGGGCAGUGUUUGUUCUGAAAACAGACAGAUCUUCAUUUACUCCCACUGAUGGAACAUUUAGGAUCAACAACCUGAGCAGGACUGAUGGAGGUGAAUAUACUCUCAUGAUCUCUGAUUCAAAUGGACGCACAUCAGAGCCACAGACUCUACAGUUGAUCAUUCAAGCUCCUGUGUCCUCUGUCCUGCUAGUCUCUGAGUGUCUGUCCCAGGGAGAGACGAGGGUGUCCUGUUCCUCUGAGGGAGGAGACAGUCCUCAGUACAGCUGGACUCUGGAUGGACACACACUGACAGACACUCAGCUCCUCUCUGGAAAUAAUGAGACUAACAACAUCACUCUGAAACCAGACGUCUCAGGACAACUGGUCUGCUCAGUCAGGAAUCACAUCAGUAGUGUCUCAAAAGAAGCGAGGAAAUGCCUUUUCAUCAACUGCACCUUAACUAAUGGGACAAACAUAUCAGAGUGGGUGCUUGAAGCCAGUGACAUCCAGUGUAUUGAGCCAACCACGAGUAAAGACACUACUGUGGGUGUGGAAACCUACUGUGAUGGCAGAAAGAAUAAUGGAGCUCAGUGUUAUGGAGCUUUGGGAGGAACUGUGGUCCUCCAGCUGAUGGACAGUGCCUCAGAAAUAUUUAGAUACGAAUGGUUAAAGAACAAAACAUCAAUACUCAGAGGGGGUAAGAACAGGGCAGUGUUUAUUCUGAUACCAGACAGAUCUUCAUUUACUCCCACUGAUGGAACAUUUAGGAUCAACAACCUGAGCAGGACUGAUGGAGGUGAAUAUACUCUCAUGAUCUCUGAUUCAAAUGGAAGCAUAUCAGUGCCACAGACUCUACAGUUGAUCAUUCAAGCUCCUGUGUCCUCUGUCCUGCUGGUCUCUGAGUGUCUGUCCCAGGGAGAGACGAGGGUGUCCUGUUCCUCUGAGGGAGGAGACAGUCCUCAGUACAGCUGGACUCUGGAUGGACACACACUGACAGACACUCAGCUCCUCUCUGGAAAUAAUGAGACUAACAACAUCACUCUGAAACCAGACGUCUCAGGACAACUGGUCUGCUCAGUCAGGAAUCACAUCAGUAGUGUCUCAAAAGAAGCGAGGAAAUGCCUUUUCAUCAACUGCACCUUAACUAAUGGGACAAACAUAUCAGAGUGGGUGCUUGAAGCCAGUGACAUACAGUGUAUUGAGCCAACCACGAGUAAAGACACUACUGUGGGUAAGGAGACUGGCAUCCCGGUGUCAAUUAAACCCCCCACUAAUAUUUCAUCCUCCAAUCAAACUGUGACUUCUUCCAGCACAGAUGACCAAUGGUACAUUACAAACUGGCCUAUUCUGGCCGGCGUACUCUCUGCACUGAUAAUUCUGCUUGUGGUCGGGGUGGCAGUUGUCUCUGUUCAUAUGAAAAAGCAAAACAACAAACCUAAAGAACAAGAGGAUGAUCAGGAGCUAACGUAUGCUGAUGUCAGGAUCAUGCAGCGGCAGGGGAGGCAGACGCAGCAGAGGGCAGAGGUUGAGGUGGAGUACGGCCAAGUCAAGUUUUCAGAGCGACCUCGGCAGGCUGUCGAACCAACAGCAGAUGAUUGUGUGUACUCCCAGGUCCGUAAAGGCAGGUGAUUCAGAGUGCUCAGAGUUUUUAUUACAAAGACUGAAUCCAUGAAGGCAGACGGAGGAGAUGUCUUUAGAUGCUUAAAGGUCUUUCACCCUAAUUUAUUAUCAUUUCCAAUAGGAAAAAUAUAAGCCAUCAGAGCUCAUAGAUAUUAUUUGUCAUCACCUUUACUAUACUAAUGAUGACUGGACAUCAAAGCAUCUGUUUCAUCUGUCUAUAUAAAAACAAUUAUACUACAAUUUUUUCCCUCUCUUUUUAUCUUUAUGUUGUACUUCCUUGUUUAACUGAUUUAUGAGUCUAUUUACUUUUAUUUCAUUGUUUAAACCCUGUAAACUUGCAAUAAUGAUAUAACAUGAUUUUAAGAAUAACUUUACAGUAUAUCUUUACAGUAUAUUUAGUUUUAUUACUCUACGUUGACUGGCAGACAUAAACAGUUCAGUGGUCUGAAAAAGUGGCAUACAUUUAUUUUGGUCCAUCAUCUGUCUGCGCACGUCAUCUAAAAUGGCUAUUUAGGUAAUAAAGUUUGCAUACUUAAAUCCAGAUUAUUAUUUAUUAAACAGAUGUGGAUGGAUGAGUUGAGGGUCAGAGUAUAUAAAAAAAUAAACUAGUCUGCUCUUGCUCUGGUAGAUUUAUUAAAGGUUAGAUGCAAUGAGUGGGAGUUAAUCUCAUAUUCAGCCGGGCUGCCCGUCUUUGGUUCUCUAACCCAAAAUUACGUUGGUAGACAAAUUUCUUGCAGGAAGUUCACAGUGUGCACGAAUGUGUUUCCAUGAUGUAAACACUUCUGCUUUUUCUCAGGCAAAAGCUCUCAGUGUUACAAAACGGUGUGAUCUUUUAAGAUAAUUUAUCCCAGGGUGUUAAAAUGCAAAAAUUAUAAAAGGUCUAAAGGUCUUUAAUGCAAUGAUAAAAAUGACUUUGUUUUAAUUGUGCUGCAUACUCUCAUAUAAAAGUUAGUUGGGGAAUUAGUAUUAGUACUAUUUCAGUAUAUGUAGACAUAACCUACACUUCCACUGUUUCUUAAGCGAGUUAGCGGCGCAGGAGGAACACAUUUGUGUGUUGUUCUCUUCCUUUUUCUCCUUAACUGAAACAAGCGGAGGAACUGAGAGGGACAAACUUAGAGUUCUUGUCGAAUGUAGUAAGGUGGUGUGGUUCGAGAGGAAAGGGUUUUAGCAGUAUUUCAGAUUGUGAGCAAGAGAUGUGUUUAUCUUUUAACACCAUCAAGUUUGCUAUAUUUAGUCUGAUGUGUUUCCUAUGACUUUGUGGCUUCUAGUUCAGAAUGUUCCUGCCACAAAAGAAGCAUAGAUUAUUGCUACUCAGCUGUACAUUUGACACUUGUGAUCUUUUAAUAAUUUAAAAAUUUUAGUAAUUUCAAGCUCCAACUUCCAAGUCUGAAGGAGAAACCUAUCUAUAUUGUGGGUAUUUAUGCAAAUUAUUUUGGCAAAAUGGAAAGUCAGUUGAACACGUGCUACUGAUUCGUGAUCUAAUAUUAACCAGCUAGGUUCAUUAUUAGAAAUUCUGUUUUUACCUAUCAUGAAAUAGUACUAUAUGCAACUGAGGACUAGAUCAAGUAGAUCAGUACUAUAAUUUAUAUCCACUGUUCUGCCAUUAGCAGGUGAACAAGGGCUAAAUGGUCAAACACAGCGCACAUUCAAUGACUGGAUGAAAGCGUGUUCAGGAUAAUUUGCACAUCCAAAAUUCAAUCAAUUAUCAUAAGAACAUAAGAGAGAAAAUUCUUCUUAGCAUAAUUCUCUUUUCCAAUCACAUAAAACAGCAGCCCAGCACAGUGUUACAUUUUAACUGACUUAAAUCAGCCAGUCAAACUAAUAAGAAAGUGGAAGCACCACAGAUCAGAUUCAUAUAAAUUGCUCUAUUGACUUAUCUAAAUAUCCCUCACUCUUGGUUCCUUUUCUAAUAGACACAAUCUUUUUUUUUAAGUUAACCUUUGUGCAGUUUACAUGCUCCAACCCACAAGAGGGUGUGCUCGACAGCACAGGCGACAGCGAUAAACAACAAGCACAGAAACAAAUACUGAAAGGCAUGAACUAGAGAAUGAAGUCUUUUGCGUUAUUUCAGCUCUUACACAGAGGAAUGUACAAAGCCACUCAUAGUGAACAUUUUGUAAAAAUAUAUUUUAAUUUAGUCAAACCUGUAAUCAGAUGCAUGUCUGUCAACAACCUUUUGGUAUGUGGAGUGGGUUAGUUCAAACCUUUGAUCCUCAGGCAGAGCACCCUUCUUUUCUCUGCCUAUGCCAUACCACCAUCUGAAACACCUGUUUGUAUAAAAUAAUGCGAUUUUUCUAAUUUAUGCUUAAUUUGUGUGGUGCAAUUUUUUUUAAAUGGUUUGUAAUUUUUCAUUUAAGUAAAAUGUAUUUAUUUUUUUCUGAACGUUUUUUUGGAGAUUUUUUUGGAGGUGACAACGUUUGCUUUUAGUUGUAUUCUUGCUGUGGGUUUAAUCAGAAACGGAGGCUACAUGAUUGGUUUGGUUUGAUAGCUUGAGGUUAAAGGUUGACAACCAUGGACAACCAUUCACCUGAUUCCAGAGCCAUAAAAUUGGUGUUUAUGGUUCAUGAUAGUUGUAGUGUCCUUAGGUUUAAACAACUACCUGAUGCCUUAGUUGAACCCUUAGUUGAACUUCUGACUGACAUAAUCUACCGAGCAAAUAAUUGACAACACAGGAGAAGUGUAAUAAAGUCGCUCCAACAAUCCUGUAUCCUUUUGCCAUCUGAUUAGUCAGCUAGUAUUGUGUGCAUAACAUAGGAAAUACAAAUGGAUUAGACUGUUGCAUCUUAGCUCUUUAUAGGUUUGGUUGACCCACAAUAAAACAUCUUUUUUUCCCUCAUAAAAAUCAGGUGAUUUUGUCAUUGUCAUGACAUGUUCAUGUGACGUUACCUUGCCAUGGCAAAAAUAUUUAACUAUAAAACCAAGACUAGUAUUUGGUGCCAUUUAUUCAACGCUGGGCAUGCUUUUAAUGCAGAUGUGCAGAUAUUGUUCAGAUACUCUUGGCAGAGUAGGGAUAACUGUUUAAUCAGUAUUUGUACAGUCCAGCUGCUUACUGUUGGACCUUUGUGAAUGUAAAGAAAUGCAAUGUUGGAAGAUAUUAAUGUUUCUGUGAAAGCACUUGUCAAAAGUCAUGAAUUACAUUAAACUCCUGUGUGUGUG